This is a messenger RNA of Eruca vesicaria subsp. sativa (arugula), 1538 nucleotides long. Lineage: Eukaryota; Viridiplantae; Streptophyta; Magnoliopsida; Brassicales; Brassicaceae. The record is from the annotation of a GenBank genome assembly.
AUGGCGGACGAAAAGAAGAAGAGAAACAAGAAGAAGAAGCGUGGCGGUAGCAAGACGAAGAUGACCUCUGAGCAAGCAGAGGCUAUUAAGUCGGUCAGCGAUUGGCUCUUCGUAGGUUCUUCUUCUCCACCUCUCGAUGAAUUUGCCGUCACAAUCAAUAAAGGUUCUUUGAGAUGCGGAGCGAAAUUGGUGUUUGAGCUUCACUCUCAUUCAAAUCGCAGCGAUGGGUUUCUAUCUCCUUCAAAGCUAGUCGAAAGGGCUCAUACCAAUGGGGUGAAAGUUCUUUCUCUAACGGAUCAUGAUACAAUGGCUGGUAUUCCAGAAGCAGUAGAAGCAGGACGUAGAUUCGGUAUCAAGAUCAUUCCCGGUAUUGAGAUCAGCACAUUAUUCUGUUCCAGAGAGUCUGGUUCUGAAGAAUCCGUGCAUAUACUUGCCUACUAUGGAACAUCCGGUCCAGCAAUGUAUGAUGAAUUAGAGAAUCUCUUGGUGAAGAUAAGGGAUGGGCGUUUUGUCCGUGGGAGAGAAAUGGUAUCCAAAUUGAAUAAACUUAAGAUACCUCUCAAAUGGGAACAUGUCACCAGGAUUGCUGGCAAGGAUGUUGCUCCUGGUAGGAUGCACGUUGCUCGAGCGCUUCUUGAAGCUGGAUAUGUGGAGAAUUUAAGACAAGCCUUCACUAAAUAUUUACAUGAUGAUGGACCUGCUUAUGCCACAGGGAGCGAGCCUAUGUCCGAGGAAGCAGUGAAACUUAUAUGCAAAACUGGUGGUGUAGCUGUUCUUGCACAUCCGUGGGCGUUGAAGGAUCACGUCAGUGUUAUUAGGAGGUUGAAAGAUGCUGGACUUCAUGGGGUCGAGGUUUAUAGGAGUGACGGCAAGCUAGAAGUUUUUAGCGAGUUGGCCGAUACAUACAGUCUACUGAAGCUAGGAGGAUCAGAUUAUCAUGGUAAAGGCGGACGCAAUGAAUCAGAAUUGGGGAGUGUAAACCUUCCUGUGAAGGCAUUGCAGGGUUUCUUGAAGAUUGGGCGUCCUAUAUGGUGUGAGGCCAUUAAAGCAACCAUGAGAACAUUCCUUGAACAACCAUCUGAUUCAAACCUCUCCAAUAUAUUAAGGUUCGAUAGCGCAAGGAUUCUGAAAGGAAGCUCGUCUUGGUCCUGUGGUAGAGAGUUAAUGGACCGAUGCUUAGCGAUUUGGUUGACAAAUGAUGAGAGGGAAAAUGAUGAGUUUGAGGCCCUCAGAUUGAAGCUCUCUUGUGUGUUAAUCACCUCAAAGGGAUCAUGUGUCACCGUUGGUGCUUAAAAACUCUAGAGAACUCUUUGUACCACUCAUUUCCUAUCAGUCUCUUAUGAGUAAUCUACAAAUGACAUGCCAUGUGAUGAUGUAGACGAUCAAUAUUGUUUAUGACUAUAUAUACUAGGAUACGCUGCCCGAUCAUUUGGAAAAAUGCAAUGACCAAUAAUAUCAGUGGCGAGCUGAUAAGGAUCUGGUUUAGAUUCCUAAUCACUAUUGCCAAUGAAAUAUACUCGUUCAUGUUCUCGUUUUAG